AUGGCAGAAAAGUGCGUCCACCAGGGCUGCGGCAAGCUCUACACCGAUGCCGACGAGCCAUGCGUCUACCACCCCGGCCCUCCAGUCUUCCAUGAAGGCCAAAAAGGUUGGAAAUGCUGCAAGCCCCGCGUUCUUACCUUUGAGGAGUUCAUGACUAUUCCCCCAUGCACAACCGGCAAGCACUCCACAACCGACCUGCCGCCGAAGAUUGAGCAGAAGCCCCAAGCGGACCCCGCCGCGGCACCCUCCCUACUCGACAAGCUCGCCACCUCGGCCGACGAACCAGGACGCAAGCCCCUAUCUCAAGCCGCCCAGGCCGCGCCCUCCCCUCCGCCGCCAGCGCCCGAGUCCGAGUCCGACGACGCCUCCCUCGAGAUCCCCGAUGGUACCACCUGCCGUCGCAAGGCCUGCUCAGCCACCUUCCACAAGGGCGCCUCCCGCGAUGGCGAGUCCUGCGUCCACCACCCCGGAGUCCCCAUCUUCCACGAGGGCUCCAAGGGUUACAGCUGCUGCAAGCGCCGCGUGCUCGAGUUCGACCAGUUCAUGAAGAUCGAGGGCUGCAAGACCAAGAACCGUCACCUCUUCAUCGGCAGCGGCAAGAAGAAGGCUGCGGCGGCCGGUGGUGAGGAGAAGCUCGACACCGUCCGCACCGACUUUUACCAGACGCCCUCUACCGUCAUCGCCUCCUUCUUCCUCAAGAAAAUUGUCAAGGAGUCGGCCAAGAUCGACUUCAAGCCGCAGUCCAUCGCACUCGACCUGCCUACGUCGGACUCGCCGCCCAAGCGCUACACCGCCGAGGUGCCCUUGUUCGCGCCCAUCGAUGUGGAGAAGUCCACCUUCAAGGUCCUCGGCACUAAGCUUGAGGUAAACCUUGCUAAGGCCGGCAGUGAGUCGUGGCCAGUCCUGCGGAGUGACGACCGUCUCACCGGGGAGAUAUUACAAAUCGGCAAGGCGGGACGUCUACAGUAG
Molecule: messenger RNA, 969 nt
Organism: Colletotrichum graminicola M1.001
Lineage: Eukaryota; Fungi; Ascomycota; Sordariomycetes; Glomerellales; Glomerellaceae
Product: CORD and CS domain-containing protein
Exons: 2
Coding region: 1-969 (322 amino acids)
Source: RefSeq, a predicted model, not a curated record